GUUAUGCACACCAAGAACAACUACAUAAGGAUCUCCAAACAAAUUCCAUUCAAAUAAUAUAUAAUAGUGGCCGUUUGCGCCAGUCUCCUUUCAAAUUCAAACCUCUUUUACACUCCCUCUGCUAACCAUUUCGUCUUUACUCUCAUUUCUCAUCUGACACACAACUACAAUCCCAAAGCUUCUUCUAAAAUGUACAAGUUCCAGUCUCCCCUCACUGGGGACCAGAAACUACGUUCAAAAUGUGGCCGGAAACCUCUUCAACCCAAGAACUUCCCGGCCAUUCCAGUAACGGAUAAUAUUGAAAUUCUAAAGCCAAGUGAAGGAUGGAUUGAGAUUUCGGUGGCUAGCGAUUCGAACAAAGAAAACUAUCCGAUCUCUGCCAUCACGCCAACGAAGCUAGUCAUUGAGUCGUUGGAUGUGUCGCUGGCAGCGGAACUGAUAGCCACCAAGAAGGAGAUGGAGAGAUUGAGACUCGACAGAGAGAAAACAGAGAAAAUGUUGAAUGAGAGGGAGAAGGUAUUGGAUUUGCAGAUAAAGGAGCUGGAACAAAGAGGAGAGAUUCAAAAGACGCACGAGAUCGAGGUGGAUAGACUCUUCAGAUUGAAGGAACUACAAUCUUGGUCUAUGAGAAUUUCUCCAAUGUUAUCGCUACGAGAGAAGGAACAUGUGAAGAAGACUGCUCAAGUGCAUUGCCAGGGAACGAAAGCUGAGGAUAUGGAGGAAUCGGUGAGUGGAAGCGGAGUGAUGAGUCCACUUUUGAGUUCGAGUUCGAGUUCAAAUUCGGUUUCAUCGCAGCUUGCCGCCGUGAAAUGAUGUUUCUCUUUUCCGCAGUUGGCAGUUGACUUUUGGAGAUUAUCUUUGUGAUUUGAUUUUGUCUUGCUUUUUCUCUUUAUGUUACUUCUACAGUAUUCCAUUGUAGAAUUUGGAAAAAGAAAGAAGAUAUUACACUACCUCUCAAUCUUGAAAUGAUUAGCCGCUCCUAUCUCCUUGAGAUUCAGCUGCUGCUACUGUAUUUCAAUGUAGAAUUAUCAAUUACAUAUUGAAAUAGUCCCUCUAUUAGAAAAGAAAAAUGUAAUUUAAUGGAAUGGACCAUGGAUUAGGCUAUUAACCAUUAAGGUUUUGUUUGGGUUAGGUUGGGAUUUAAAAAAAUUAAAUAUUUUUU
Messenger RNA from Hevea brasiliensis (rubber tree), 1162 nucleotides. RefSeq lists its product as uncharacterized. The coding region runs from base 190 to 813 and encodes 207 amino acids. Lineage: Eukaryota; Viridiplantae; Streptophyta; Magnoliopsida; Malpighiales; Euphorbiaceae. The record is from RefSeq and is a predicted model, not a curated record. The transcript has 3 exons.